CAAAUACUAACAAACAUCAGUGCCUUCUGUUUUUAUCCAAAAGGUUUCUGGUUUCUUCCUCCUCUUUUAAAUCGAAAUAACUAAGCCAACAUAGCGCAUUAAACUUCAAAGUGAGAAUUAAUUAGCAAUUGAUUAAGCAUGAUACUGGUGGCAAUAGUGGCGGAGCUGCUGGAGGAGUACACGGUGGUGGUGGCACGUGUGCUGGAGCACGUGCUGCAAGACGCGCCGCUGCCGUUCCCGCGGCGGGUUCGUUUCCUCAUCCUGCGCAAUCUGCCUUUCGCUUCUCCGCCGUCUGUCCCCUUCCGCCUUCAACAUAGAUCUACUGCUGCUCCAGCUUAGCAUUGUUCCACCCCACUCAGUUUUGUAUGUAUAUAUGCGUAUUUGUGUAUGGUUUUUCCUUUCCUUUCGGCAAUAAAUAUGACAACUGCUCUAAUUCUGGAUGGGAGUUGAGACUUCAAAUGAGCCUUCUUUUCUAAUGUUAUUUGUAAUUUAUUGAUGAAAGAUCCCAUCAUUUAUAUUGGGUUGGUUUUGGAGUAAUUUGUUGAUAGUGUAUAUUUUUCACGCUUUUUUGCACUUGUGAGAUCUAAUGUACGUCGAUUGAUAUCC
This is a messenger RNA of Salvia miltiorrhiza (redroot sage), 606 nucleotides long. RefSeq lists its product as uncharacterized. The record is from RefSeq and is a predicted model, not a curated record. The transcript has a single exon. The coding region runs from base 139 to 339 and encodes 66 amino acids. Lineage: Eukaryota; Viridiplantae; Streptophyta; Magnoliopsida; Lamiales; Lamiaceae.